Molecule: messenger RNA, 1352 nt
Organism: Pogonomyrmex barbatus (red harvester ant)
Lineage: Eukaryota; Metazoa; Arthropoda; Insecta; Hymenoptera; Formicidae
Source: RefSeq, a predicted model, not a curated record
UUUUUUAUUUAACUAUAUUAUUCGCACCACAUUUUGAUAUUAAUUAAGUAGAAAACAUAGAAUUUUGCACAAUUUGUUAUUUGAUCUUAGUUUUGCUGACAAGUUUAUCAGAAAUCUAAGAAUACUUUUCGCUACUUGUAAGCAAAUAUGGCAGAGAUUGCGAAAGAAGAGAAAACAUUUAUCUGAUAUAUACUACGUUUAUAUAACGUGCAUGGAGUCGAAACGUACCGUGAAACUCGAGCUAAAGUACUCAGUAUGUUAGGCAAUGAAGUGUAAGUGGAUACGUUUUGUGAUCUGUUAAAAUGUGAUGAUAUCAACUGUCUUUUACGAUGGAGAACAGUAAAGAGCUUGUGGAACGGUCUAACGGUAGCAAGCAUCUCUGACGAAAGUGCGGAGACGCGUUAGUGUGCGUGUCGCGAUAAAAAUCCUCGACAGUAACAAAGACAACAGUGACGAAAAUUUUGAAAUUCGCAAAUCACUGGAAUCAUGGAAAAAUCAAGGCGUUGCCGAUGCUGGAUGAAGAGUCGAAGAGAGGGCGGUGAGAGGAACGUCGGAACAACUUUGGAAACAUUUGUGGAAUGGCAGCAGUCAACCUUAUUGGCACCUUCAUUCAAGGAUGAAGACGAAAUGACGACGGGUGAAAGGACGAAUCGGCAGGGGGAAGAGUGCCUUUCUUAUCCGUUCACAAAAUGCCGCGGCCAAGCUACGAAGUCGAUAGCGUAUCGCUUUCCACGGACCCAAAGGUUACCGAAUCGUUCUGAGACUAUCUUAAUGGCAGGAUAGAUCGUUUGAUACUAUGGCCAAGUCGUAAAGGCUAUUGCUCUGCCCUCCAUCCCUUCUUCGAUACCCCUUUUCACUCCGCGCUCCCUUCUGCGUUCCGCAGCUGAGAAAGCUGGCUUAGCGCUACCCGAAUGCUUCUACCCUCGUGCCUCUAUACGCACCUCGUUCAUACCCCUCAGAAAUGUCGACAUAGAGUAUUGGUAUACUCAAUCUAAUCCUAUUCAGUAGGACAUAAUUAAUUAUCGUCGAUAUCCUGGAUUAUUCUCUAAAUCCGAUUAAGUAAUGCAUAUAUACUAGAGAUAUAUAUCUCAAGAAACUUAUUAUUUUUCGUUACUUCUGUGAUUACAUCUCUGUCUAUAUUUUUUUCCUGUCAUGAGUAAUAAGAUUUAUAAACGAAUAUCGUAAGCAUUAUUAUCGAUUUAAUUCAAUCAUUUCAAACAUAGUUUAUAUUGCAUCCUUACUUUAUAUUUUCACAAUAUUAUUUGUAAGAGUUGUAGUUUAAACAUGAUGAUGUGUAUGAAAACUUAAUAGAAUAUCGGAAACUCAAUAGAAUAUAAUAGAUUCGACAAGAA